This is a messenger RNA of Tetrahymena thermophila SB210, 582 nucleotides long. Its product is annotated as transmembrane protein, putative. NCBI's taxonomy places the organism in Eukaryota, Ciliophora, Oligohymenophorea, Hymenostomatida, Tetrahymenidae. The record is from RefSeq and is a predicted model, not a curated record. The transcript has a single exon.
AUGUUCAUGUAAAUGUAAUACCUUUUAAAUGACUUUACUCACCAUCCUUGCAAUGUGAGUAAUGUGGCUUCUUUUCCCUUGCAAGCUUUUGACCAUUAAUUAAUUACUUUUUUCAUCUCUUCUUUUUAAUUCCAUUUAUUUUCUUUAUACUUUCUUUCUACAAUUCUUUUAAAUUCAUUUUAUUUUUUAGUUCUUUUUUUUUCUUCUGUCUUUCAUUUUUUCUUUUUUUAAUUAUUUUCUUUUUUCAUCUUUUUUAUUUAUGCCAUUUCAUUUCAUUUAAUUUUUCUUUCUUUUUAUUUACAUUCUUAAUACUUAUUUUCAGCUAAUUUUAAGUAAAGGCCUGCAAAUAAAGUCAACUAUCAAUCAAUCUAUCUAUCUUUCUUUCUUUCUAAUCUCUAGUAGAUUUCAAAAGCAAUAAAAUUCAAAUAUCUUUUGCUAAGUUAUAGUAAAUAAAUUAAAACUGGAGCUUUUAAUUAUUUUGAAGGUAUUCUUGCAAGCAAACAAAUUGUUUUUUAUUUAAGCCAGUAAUUUCCUUUUAUAUUUUAAGAUUAAUAAAUAAAAAAAUUUAUUUAUAAAAAAUGA